Messenger RNA from Solea solea (common sole), 5426 nucleotides. RefSeq names its product mitogen-activated protein kinase kinase kinase 21 (gene map3k21). Gene Ontology annotation, molecular function: protein binding; JUN kinase kinase kinase activity; ATP binding. The transcript has 11 exons. The coding region runs from base 927 to 4130 and encodes 1067 amino acids. The record is from RefSeq and is a predicted model, not a curated record. Lineage: Eukaryota; Metazoa; Chordata; Actinopteri; Pleuronectiformes; Soleidae. Gene Ontology annotation, biological process: protein phosphorylation.
GCAACUCCAACAGCAGCGGGGGAGUCCCGCAGAACAGCCACUGCUGCCGCUGGCUCCUACUCCGGUUGGCGACUGUGAGGUUGUUUUGAUUGAGGUUGACGGAUUUUUUUUUUCUUCGCGUUAUUAGUCUCGCAUUGUGGCGUUCAAAGAUGUUUGUAACACUUUUCUAAGCGCGCAGCCCUGGCCUCUUCCACAGUUCAGCGAUGGAGAAAUAAACUUGGGAAUAACCGAAGUUAAAGCUGAGAGGAGCAACUUUUUCUGACUGCCAUAGUAGUCAACGGACUGACCCGUGCUAAGCUAACCAACUAGCCAGACCAUCGGGUGAUUUUUGUCACGUUUAUAAACGAAAAACUGAACUUCAUAUUCCGAUACUCGUUGCUUAGAUGAGAUUUGCUGUGAGCAGAGAAGCCUGGCCUUCAGAAGCUCACUUUUUUUAGGUCAGAAUGGUGCAGGUGCACCUCCUGCGGCACCUGCGAAAACAGCUCCAUCUAUAGAAAGCUAACUUUUUUUCGUGUUAGCUUCAAGCAGUAAAAUAAUGUGAAUAACUUUAUAUAAUAUAUCGUCGCUGAUAUAUACGACUUCAGUUGAAGAGUACCAGUGUUAUGUUGCUUUUAGGCGUCAGCGGCGGCAUUAGCUAAAAAGUAUUUCGGCUAACUUAAGCUAACACCCGUUAGCUAGUCUCUGACUCUCGUACAUGUACCGGAGUGGCGACGUGGAUACAGGUCUGUUGACGCUCUCUCCCACGGGACUUGGGACACGGCGUGACACUGCCGUGGGCUACGCUCGGGAUUCCCCUGUGUUCUCAUCAGCCAGUCGCUAUAGCAAUGACAGCAUGUGGAUUUCAGAAAGUUGCCUCUUAACGUUUUAAAGUUUUCCUUUAGUUCUAAAAGCUCAGCACCCUAUGGUGCCGCUACGGCCACCGAGAAAUGGAUGUCUCGCAGGCCGCUUUCCCAAACGGUGAAGGGCGGCCGGGCGGCGGUGACACCGGGGAGCAUGCCUGGACAGAUUCACCCACAGUUCGUGCGUGGGCUCAUUCUGCCCCGCUCUGCCCGACUCGCUCCCUGUGGACAGCCGCGUACGACUACGAGGCAAGCGGCGAGGAUGAGCUCAGUCUGCGGCGAGGGGACGUGGUGGAGGUCCUGUCGAAGGACGCAGCGAUUUCUGGGGACGAGGGAUGGUGGACGGGUAAAAUCAAUCACCGGGUGGGCAUUUUCCCAUCUAACUAUGUCACCUAUCAGCCCGCUAUUUACCGUCUCCCAGCGAGUCAUGGAUCUGUUGGGACACCAGAGCGAGUCCCGAGCUCGCCCGUGCAGAUCCCAUUCUCGGAACUGGUGCUUGAGGAGAUCAUCGGUGUGGGCGGAUUUGGUAAAGUUUACCGGGGCACUUGGAACGAUCAAGAGGUUGCAGUGAAGGCUGCUCGUCAAGACCCAGACGAGGACAUAACAGCCACCGCUGGCAGCGUUAAACAAGAGGCAAAACUUUUCUCCAUGCUGCAGCACCCCACCAUAAUUAAACUGGAAGGAGUUUGUUUAGAGGAGCCCAACCUGUGUCUGGUUAUGGAGUAUGCUCGAGGUGGGACAUUGAACCGUGCUUUGACCGGAAGGCGCAUCCCUCCACACAUCCUGGUCAACUGGGCCGUGCAGAUUGCACGCGGGAUGCACUAUCUGCACGAGGAGGCGGUGGUACCCAUCAUCCACCGUGACCUGAAGUCUAGCAACAUUUUAUUACUUGAAAAGAUCGAGAAUGACGACAUCGGGAGGAAGACCUUGAAGAUCACAGAUUUCGGCCUGGCCAGGGAGUGGCACAAAACCACAAAAAUGUCAGCAGCAGGCACCUACUCCUGGAUGGCCCCCGAGGUCAUCAAGUCGUCUCUGUUCUCAAAAGGCAGUGACGUCUGGAGCUAUGGUGUCUUGCUGUGGGAACUGUUAACAGGGGAGGUGCCAUAUCGAGGGAUAGACGGCCUGGCUGUAGCCUACGGCGUGGCAGUCAAUAAGUUAACGCUACCAAUCCCCUCCACCUGUCCGGAACCCUUCGCUAAGCUCAUGGAAGAGUGUUGGGAUCAGGACCCACACGUGCGUCCCUCCUUCUCCUGCAUCCUGGAUCAGCUAUCGGCCAUCGAGGAGGCUGUGAUGGCCACCAUGCCCCAGGACUCCUUUCACAGCAUGCAGGAUGACUGGCGCGUGGAGAUUCAGGAGAUGUUUGACGAGCUCAGGACCAAAGAGAAGGAGCUACGUUCGAGGGAGGAGGAGCUGACGCGCUCCGCCCUCCAGCAGAAGUCUCAGGAGGAGCUACUGAAGCGUCGGGAGCAGCAGCUGGCAGAGAGGGAGAUCAACGUGCUGGAAAGAGAGCUCAACAUCCUCAUAUUCCAACUCAACAAAGACAAGCCCAACGUGAAGAAGAGGAAGGGCAAAUUCAAACGCUCCCGCCUCAAACUCAAGGAUGGAAACCGCAUCAGCCUUCCCUCAGACUUCCAGCAUAAGAUCACCGUGCAGGCAUCGCCGUCUAUGGACAAGAGGCGGAGUCUUCACAGCACCAGCUCCUCUCCACCCAGCAGCCCCACACUCAUCCCCCGCCUAAGAGCCAUUCAGCUGACGUCCCAUAUGCAGAGGGACAGUUUAUAUGUUUACCAACAGGAUGUUGAUCUGACCAGCGAGCUCACAGCCGUCUCUGAGCUCAGAAGGAAAGUUACUCAAGAUGAGAGUAACCGUACGUGGGGCCGCAGCGCCCUCUUCAGGCCAGAGGAGUUUGACGACGUGAAAAGAGGAAUCAAGAAGAAAGGGAGAACCUGGGGCCCCAGCUCAAUACAGAGCAAAGAAAGACCUGCUGCUGCUGAGAGGGUGCGUCCUCUGUCAGACGGCAGCAACCCCUGGUCCACCAGCCUGGUGAAGUCUCAGAAGUCUGUCCCUCUCUCUGCCCUGUUUGCCGAACAAGCGGGGGCCGGUAAAGACGAGGCAUUCGUGCAGGAAGGUCCCGACAGCAGCUCCAAAUCAAAGCAGCUCAAGUUCCCCAACCAGGUUUACAUUGAUCUACCUCUAUGGAGGGACGAGCAGCAGCCUCAGAGCCCCGGUUGGCAUUGUGGGCCUGGAGAGUCUGGGGUCGGGGCAGCAGGUCAGGGGGGCCUGGCAGAGACUGCAGACGACCCCUACACCACCACCUCCACCUCGUCCACCUCCACCACCCCACAGCUCACCCCCACCAACAGCCUGAAGCGGACGUCAGCGCGCCGCAAGACUGACUCGGUGUUGUACGGCUGCGGCUCGUUGCUGGCAUCGGUUUUGCUCGGCUAUGACAUCAGGGAGGCUCUCAAAAACUCGGCCCCCGGCGAAGAUAGUGAGCCGCCGCGUGAUGAGAAAGAGAAGAAGAAGAAGGAGGGCCUGUUUCAGCGCGCCACCCGCUUCCGACGCAGCACCUCGCCGCCAAGCGGCCGCUCUCGCAAAGACGAGGUUUUGACGAACCACACCCCCGCGCAACCUGUUAAUCUCAUCUCCAUGUCAGCCAUUAUGGAAUGCAACUCCACCAAGUGUCUCCUGCCGUCCGAGGCGGACGCGUCAGUGUUGAACACUGGGAAAGUUGAGCCUGUGGUGGACGAUAAUCACGCAGAACCACCCAGAGCCACUGGCCAAGCGGCAUCCACAGAGGGCCAGCUUAACAGGACAGCAGCUAAAACACAGACAGUGCAAACCCAAAGCCAGCCACCAGAGCAGAGCAACCAGAACACGGGGACAAGGCUGCGAAGAAAGAAAUACAUCAACCACAAUAGCAAUGGCCCUCCCACUCUGGCUCCUCCCGCCUCACAGAAGAAACAGGAGAAAGAGAAGGAGGGAGCGUCAGAGAAGUCCUCCAGCGGGGAGUCCCACUCCAGACCACGGCCAGUGUCGUUCCGAGCCAAACCUCACGCCUGGGCCCUGCUGCGAGGACGCAACAAGAGCUACUCCCUGGGCCACUACUCUGGCGAGAAGGCGGCGCAGAACCUGAACAUGGUGCUGACGUCGGAGGUGGGGGUGGGCUGCUCCCUGCUGGACAUGGACACGGAGGGACAGAAACGAGACUGCACCGUGCCGCUCUGCCGCAUUCAGAGCUCGCCGGCGCGGCAGACUGUCUUUGAGCUGGAGAAAGAGUUCCUCUCUUAGGAGCGUUGAGAAGUGAUCUGCUGUUCUCAUCGUUCACCCCAUGCAAUCCUGAGCUUUCCCAGAACAUACAGGUUUAUUUGUUUUGGUCUAGAACUCCUGGAGGGUAUAGAACCAGGCUGCCUUUGAGGGGAAGAAAAAAAAAAAGAAAGUUCUAUAACCUAGAACCCAGCUUUAUCUUAGUCCUAGAAUGUAGUGAUGUCAUCGUUCUAGAGCAUAACCAAGUGUGAGGUUUCUCGAGCACGUCUGUGUCACAGAUGAUUCUAGAAUGUUGCACCUUUGUCUCAGUUUGAGAACAGUCUUCCCCGUGUGUGUAUGUGUGUCUGAGCGUGUGUGCGUCGUCUGACACAUUCACUGACAUACACACUCGUGUGGUUCUGAAAGCUGAGCAGAACACACCAGAGCUGGAUCAGCAGCUCUCUCUUCCUCUCACCCCUCGGUGCUCGACUGUCACCCCUCACUUCUCCUCCUUCCCUCCCUUGUCCUGUCGGUGCAGCUAAACGUUGACCGCCCGCUGCAGCUUUCACAACACAAUACCCUCACCUUUUUAUUUAUAUAUAUAUUUUUAUAGGUAAUUUAAUAUGGAAAGACUUGACCGUACGUUAGCGACCAGCAGGACAUACAUUCCAUGUGUCAGUUUCACAGUGGUGUCAUCACGCUUUUAGAUUUUUUUUUUUUUUUUUUACUUGAGAAUCAUGCAUGCAUGUACCUUUAAUGAUGAACAAAAAAAAACAAACUAUAUUAUGUGUUGUUUUGUAAAUAUUUCUUCUUAUCCAGCGUCAUGCUGCCAGUUGUUUUUUGUAUUUCCUGCACGCUGUCUGAUGACGGUUUGUGCUUUUAGGCGACAUACUGGAGCGCAGCAGGGAUGAAAGUGUGUUUUCCUCCUCAAACGCCCUGAAGAUUCUGGGAAUUUUCCCCCCACCCUGGAACGUUGAAUUUUAUUUCUAAUGACCUUUUUGGUCAUGUGUUGCUAAUAUUUUUUUUUGUGUGUAUUUAUAGAAAGUUUUCUUUGUAAUAUUUCAUGUGUUUGGUACACUGCGUCAGAGGGUGAACAACACUUCUGUCAGGAAAAAUCUGCCUCAGAUUACUGAAUUCUCAGCGUAAUCCCACCGAGGGCAUCUGAUUGGCUGGAGCUGUGAUGACACAGCGUGAUAUCAGUUUAAACUGUGGACAGAUUACCAUAGAGCCUGGGAGCGGCCUCACAGGAGGACGUUUUUUUGCAAAAAAAAGAGAGUUUAAUUUUUAUCGUCAUGUGCUCGCAACUUUCUAAUUCAUGCAAUCAAGUUUUAGUUCUGUUUU